Molecule: messenger RNA, 3415 nt
Organism: Acanthaster planci (crown-of-thorns starfish)
Lineage: Eukaryota; Metazoa; Echinodermata; Asteroidea; Valvatida; Acanthasteridae
Product: protein toll-like
Biological process (GO): signal transduction
Cellular component (GO): plasma membrane
Molecular function (GO): signaling receptor activity; protein binding
Source: RefSeq, a predicted model, not a curated record
UGCCAUACUUCCUGGAGGGUGAAAUAAUGGGAUGUAAGCAUUCUCACACAGUACACGUACGUAGAUAUUCACUGAUACCGUUUCUACCGAUUCAUUCGUAUUGUUCGUCUAUUAAGAGGAGCGAUAUGUCUUCGUUUCUGCCAGUCUUUAUCUGGCGUAUGCUUGGUCUGAUGGUGUUGCUGGUGUCGAUAUGCCACACUCAAGAUAUCGGCGAUCCUGGACAUCGCGUGAUGACCUUAACAUCCGAGCAGCGUGGCUCGGUGGGUCACACUGCAGGCAGUGGUAGGUCACUUCCCUGCGUGCCUGACUAUGAUUACUGCCUGUGUUAUGAUGUGCAUUAUCGGAACCCAAACACUACCGUCUACAUGAAGGUACAGUGCAACGUUGUUGGAGUCGAUUUCGAUUAUUUAAUGGAGGCUAUCCCACCAGCAAAACUGAUCCACCUCACGUGUCCUUUUGACAGAAGUGGUCACAAUUUGACCGCUGAAACACUUGCUAAGCACGCCAAUAGUCUCCAACGUCUUCAGCUGACCUUCUGCUCCUUGGAGGAAAUCGACGUUGAUACAUUUUCAACAACAACUUCUUUGCGGAUGGUUGACAUCUUCUACGCUUCUCUGAGACCAAAAAAUUUGCCAGCUUUUGGGGAAAUUACGAAUUAUAUCGGGAACAGAACAGUCACCAUCCACUUACAAACUAAUAAACUUACUACCUUGCCCGGAUUUGCAUUUGGAAGGGAGUGCAACAAGAACAUUAGCAGUCUCUCUCUGAAUUCCAACAAUAUGGAAACGGUAGCUCCAAGAGCGUUUUGGGGGUUAAGUAAAAUGAAAGGAUUGUAUCUGAACAACAAUGACAUUUCUGUCGUGCAUAACGAAACGUUUGAGGGAUGCCACAGCCUGGAAAAACUCGAUCUUCACCAUAACAAUAUCACUGUGGUCGAAGAGGGCGCCUUUGCUCCUCUGUCCUCUCUUCGAGUGUUGGACUUGCAAAGUAAUCGCCUUCGAUCCCUCGACGCAGGUGCAUUCCGUGGGAUGGGUCUCCUACAGUUCUUGAAUCUCAGUUACAACAGUCUUGGCAGUUUGCCAGAUGGAAUCUUUGAUGAUCUUACGUCACUGAAGGAGCUUCACCUGGAGUGUAACUCCCUCCUUGCGUUUGAUUCUAGAGCCGUCGGGUCACCUCUGGGCCACUUGGCCUUCUUUAAUAUCUCUCAUAAUUCACUUCGUGACGUCAAACCACACCUGCUGCAGACGAAGAUGAGGAAACUCGUCCGCGUGGACUUCUCCUUCAAUAAUCUGCGCAUGCUCCGCGCGGGCGCAGUCUAUAACUUACCGUUGCUACAAGAAAUUAAUUUUCGCAACAAUUCCCUGUCACAGUUGGAAUGGCUUGCAUUCGCGUUUACUCCCAAACUUAUCUUGGUUGACUUUCGGUUUAAUGAUUUCAGCUUAGUGCCGGAAAAAUUUAUUGACUACUUUAUUGUGGAGGUGCAACGAGAGACAAUACGUACGUUUGCAAGCGGAAAUCCUUUCUCGUGUGGCUGUCUUUUAUCUCUCUGGCUUAAACAGAACGCUAAAAACUUGGGACCCGUGGAGCUGGUCGACAUCGAAGAAUUCGUGUGUGAAGCGCCCUCAUUUGUCAAAGGGAAACAUUUCAUGCAAGUAGAGAAGGAAUCAUUUUGGUGUCCGCUUGAAUCCUGUGUCAUCGAAGGGUGUCAUUGUUUCAACCGAACAAUUGACAACGCGCCUAUUAUAAUAUGCUCCGAAGAGGUCGCCAUGGCUGACUUUGGAGAACUGCCCGUUACUAUGGUUACAUUUGAGUGUCUAGGUUGCUUAGUUAAUACGGGUAUCUCGUCCAUCCCCUCUGACAGUUUCGCAGGCCUCUCUCACCUAGAGAGCCUCAAGUUGAUUGGAAACAAUCUUACUUUUAUAAUUCAGGGAACCUUUUCUGACUUAUCAAGCCUUCAGUUGCUGUCUUUGGGAAAUAAUCAGCUGUACGAAAUCGACAGCGAUGAGAUGAAAUCAUUGGUGGUGUUGAAAACAGUUGAUUUUCACGGCAACAGGUUGCAUCACAUGGGACCAGAUGUCUUUGCGUCCAGCCGAGGCUUACAAAGCAUUGAUUUGAGCGACAAUAAUCUAGCCGGCCUGCCCGAGGGUCUGUUUAACACAACGGAUAAUUUGCAAUUACUGCGUCUCUAUGGUAACCCACUUGUUUGCAAUUGUUCUUUGCUCUGGCUUAAGCACUGGAUUCAGCUGAACUUUCGUAUCGUUGAGCAACUAGAACACGUGCUUUGUGUUACCAACGAAACGGACCUUUGGACACCAGUUGUGCAAGUGCCUGAUGAAGACUUUGGUUGCACGAACAGCAGUGACGUCAUCACCAAAGUUGUUCUUAAGAGCAACGUUAUUGCGCUCUCCGUAACCUCUUCCGUUGUGUUUGUUUUCUUUGUGGUUACUCUUGUUGCGGUAAGAUAUCGAUUUACCAUAAGGGUUCUCCUGUACACUCGUUUGGGAUUUCACUGGUUUCACAGCCUAGAGGAUGAGAACGAGGAUGAGUUUGUAUACGAUUCCUACCUUGCUUACAGCGACGAAAACAUUAAAGAAGCGAUCAACGUUAUAGGUCCACGGUUGGAAGAGAGAGCGCCCCCGUACACCCUGUGUCUACGCCACCGCGAUUUCCCGGUUGGGGAUUCCGUGGCAACUACCAUCGUGGAGUCAAUAAAUACGAGCAAACGAACAAUACUACUCCUCAGCCCAAGCUUUCUGGAGAACGAGUGGCGUUCGUUGGAAUUUCAAGCAGCACAUGCGCAGACGCUUCGGGAUAAGAGGAAUCGUAUCAUCAUUGUCAUCGUGGAGGAGUUUUCGAAAGAUAUGACGGGAGAAGAUUUGCGGCUUUACAUGUCAGCAAGCCGCUGUCUAAAAAUGACAGAUCCUCUGUUUUGGGAUAAACUGUAUUUCGCUUUACCCAAGAAGGUUAAGGUUCAGUCAAGGAAUAGCGAACAACUGUUGGCCGACCAGGAAUUCGAGUUAAACGCUUAAGAAAAUUUUUCAUCAUUGAUAGGGACAAUUUUGAAAACCAUUUUGUUAAACUUUAGUUUAAUAUUUGCCUGCAUUUAUGUUCUGAAAAAUGUUUCGUGAGUGAAUUCAAUCAUUUAUCUAUCAAUAAAUCAAAAUUUCAUAUCACAACGGUGGAAUGUUUCACACAUGUAAUCUGUUGAAGAUGAUAAGUCAAAUCUGUGGCCUUGUCACUGAAAACAGCCAAUUGGACUAGCAGAUUCUGCUGAUGACUGCACCGAUCAAACAAAGGUUCCAAACCUUGUGUCUUGGAAAGUAAUUCUGUAGUUAGUUACAGUUUCGGGGAGAGUGGUUAGACUUUUUUCACAACAGUUCACCUGCGGUGGACAGAUGUUUGUUAAUACAAUUCA